AAAAUGAACAACCCUGAAAUUGCUCAACACCAUUUUUUGCCACGGAAAAGAUCUAGAUCCACGUGGCAGAACACUAUUUGAGUUUGAUAUUGCAUUAGUGACAGACAGGUAAUAUUUGUACUAUGUUUUGACAUUCACUUGACAACCUGUUUGACUCGCGAGGGCCAUCUGUAUAAUGGUGGCUGUUCUCCUCUUUUCCAUUCCCACUUCCCUUUGUUCAGUUCAAUCCAAUUCACAUAAAUAAAUAUAAAUAAUAAAUAAAAAUAAAUACAAAUCUCAUCAUUCAACUGGGUUCUCUCCCAAAUGAAAUGAAAUAAAAACCUCUUCCACCUUAUCAACCAAAUUAAACAAACCUCUCUUACUUCUUCAUUCAUUUAUUCAUAUACCUCAAUAAUAAUUUAAGAUCAAACAAAAUUCUCUACUCAGUUCUGAAUUCUGAUCUAUCGUUAUUUAUCAAAGCAAGUAAAAACGUUAUAUUAUAUAGUUUAACGGGUCCGGAGCUAUUCCGGGCCCACCACCAUUGCUGAAACCUCUUUGUUUCUUAUUCUUAGGGUUCUUCAAUUCAAUUCAACAAUCGCAAAAAGUAGUUAGUUAGUUAGUUAGUUAUCGAUGGGUUCUAAACCGUGGCUAUAUCCUGCUCCAACUUAUCGACCUAUUGAAAGUUUUUGGGAUACUGAUGAAGAUGCGCCUGGUCCUCGUUGUGCUCAUACUCUUACCGCCGUCGCUGCAACUAAGUCUCAUGGUCCACGUUUGAUUCUAUUCGGUGGUGCCACUGCCAUUGAAGGAGGAUCUUCUUCAGCUCCCGGCAUUAGAUUAGAUGGAGUUACGAAUUCCGUUCAUUCUUAUGAUAUUGAUACCAAAAAAUGGACUAGGAUUAAACCUGCAGGAGACCCGCCGUCUCCUCGAGCUGCUCAUGCUGCGGCAACGGUUGGCACUAUGGUUGUUUUUCAGGGUGGGAUAGGUCCUGCGGGACAUUCGACUGAUGAUCUCUAUGUGCUUGACUUGACCAAUGAUAAAUAUAAAUGGCACAGAGUCCUUGUACAAGGGCAAGGACCGGGGCCUCGCUACGGACAUGUAAUGGACUUGGUUUCUCAGAGAUAUCUUGUUACCGUCAGCGGAAAUGAUGGGAAACGAACUGUAUCUGAUGCUUGGACUUUGGAUACCGCUCAAAAGCCAUAUGCAUGGCAGAAGCUGAACCCAGAGGGUGACAGGCCUUCUGCUAGAAUGUAUGCAACUGCUAGUGCCCGCUCAGAUGGAAUGUUUUUACUCUGUGGUGGACGGGACUCUUCUGGAACUCCACUAGCAGAUGCCUACGGACUGCUCAUGCAUAGGAAUGGCCAGUGGGAAUGGACUCUUGCACCUGGGGUUUCCCCUUCACCUAGGUAUCAACAUGCAUCGGUUUUUGUUGGUGCACGAUUACAUGUUACAGGAGGUGUUCUUAGGGGUGGGCGAGCUGUUGAAGGUGAAGCAUCCAUUGCAGUAUUGGACACUGCUGCUGGGGUAUGGUUAGAUAGAAAUGGCCUUGUGUCCUCAUCACGCUCAAACAAAGGCCGUGAUCAUGACCCUUCUUUGGAGCUUAUGCGUCGAUGUCGCCAUGCAGCAGCAGCCGUUGGUGUUCAAGUCUAUAUCUAUGGUGGUCUUAGAGGAGAUUUACUACUGGGUGAUUUCUUAGUGGCUGAAAAUGCGCCAUCGCAGUCCGAAAUUAGUGAAAGAGGUUCACCUCUUACAAGUCCCAGACAUGGUGUAAAACCACCAAGUUUGGAUGGUGGACCAGAAAGCCCAUCAUCUGGUGGAUCAGGCUUGGACAAAGUUUCCCUGGAGAAACUGAGGGAGGCAUCAGCUGCUGAAGCUGAGGCCGCUAGUGCUGUCUGGCAAUCUGUGCAAGCUAUAUCAAGUAGUCCUGCUGAUGAAAGAUCUGUGUCAGAUGACAACUCACAUGCUGCUGAUGCAGUUUCAGAUGGAAGUGACACAGAGGGAGAUGUUCACCUUCAUCCUAGAGCUGUUGUAGUUGCUAAAGAGACUGUAGGUAACCUAGGUGGACUGGUGAGACAAUUGUCGCUUGAUCAGUUUGAAAAUGAAAGCAGACGCAUGCUUCCCAUAAAUAAUGAUUUGCCAUAUCCUACAAAAAAGUUCACCAGGCAAAAAUCCCCUCAGGGUUUACAUAAAAAGAUUAUUUCAAAUUUGCUCAGGCCUCGCAACUGGAAAGCACCAUCAAAUAGGCGGUUCUUCUUGGAUUCUUAUGAAGUGGGUGAGCUUUGCUAUGCUGCUGAGCAAAUAUUUAUGCAUGAGCCAACUGUUCUUCAGCUGAAAGCUCCUAUCAAAGUAUUUGGUGAUCUUCAUGGUCAGUUUGGUGAUUUGAUGCGGCUCUUUGAUGAAUAUGGAUUUCCUUCAACCGCAGGAGACAUAACGUAUAUUGACUACCUGUUUUUAGGAGAUUAUGUUGAUCGAGGACAGCACAGCUUGGAAACCAUUACCUUGCUACUUGCUCUUAAGAUUGAAUAUCCUGAAAAUGUUCACUUGAUACGUGGAAACCAUGAAGCUGCUGACAUAAAUGCAUUAUUUGGUUUUCGUAUAGAGUGCAUUGAACGAAUGGGCGAAAAUGAUGGAAUAUGGGCGUGGACAAGAUUCAAUCAACUUUUUAACCAUCUUCCACUCGCCGCUCUUAUUGAAAAGAAAAUCAUCUGUAUGCAUGGUGGCAUUGGAAGAUCUAUCCAUUCAGUAGAGCAGAUAGAGAAGAUUGAAAGGCCCAUAACAAUGGAUGCAGGGUCUAUUAUUUUAAUGGACCUUUUAUGGUCUGAUCCCACAGAAAAUGAUAGCGUGGAGGGUCUGAGACCAAACGCUAGAGGGCCAGGGCUUGUCACUUUCGGGCCUGAUCGCGUUACUGAAUUCUGUAAGAGAAAUAAAUUACAGCUCAUCAUAAGAGCCCAUGAGUGUGUCAUGGAUGGUUUUGAGCGAUUUGCCCAGGGACAAUUAAUCACACUUUUUUCUGCAACUAACUACUGUGGAACUGCAAACAAUGCGGGAGCUAUACUGGUGGUCGGCAGGGGUUUGGUUGUGGUCCCAAAAUUAAUUCAUCCCAUACCACCCCCCCUUCAGUCACCAGAGUCAUCUCCUGAGCGUGUCAUGGACGAGACAUGGAUGCAGGAACUUAAUAUUCAGAGGCCACCAACUCCUACUCGGGGUCGACCACAUCCUGACCUUGACCGUGGCUCCCUAGCGUACAUAUGACAAUACAACUCUUGGAGAUUUAUCAUCAGCUCCCCACCAAAUGUUGUUCAAAUAUCUGCGAUUGUUGCAGAAUGCAUAUUUUGUACUGUUUUUUUUUUUUUUUUUUUUUAAUUUUCCUAGUUGCAGAUGAUCAAAUUCUCAAUUAGUUUGCAAGUAGCCUGAGAGUGGAUUCGUUUUUAUUUUAUUUAUAUUUAGCCUAUUAACAAAUGGGUGAAUAUUUUGUGGAUAUUGGGUUUUUUAAUGGAGUGGGGCGUGGAAACAAUAGAAGAGAUGUUGGCAUGUUGUACUCCUCAAUAUAGGGAUGACUUUUAGUGAGGAAAUACAGUUGAUCAGUAUGUACAUUGUAUCAUAAAAGAAAUAUAUAAUUUUUUCCGUUUAA
Messenger RNA from Trifolium pratense (red clover), 3607 nucleotides. Its product is annotated as serine/threonine-protein phosphatase BSL1. NCBI's taxonomy places the organism in Eukaryota, Viridiplantae, Streptophyta, Magnoliopsida, Fabales, Fabaceae. Gene Ontology annotation, molecular function: phosphoprotein phosphatase activity; protein binding. The record is from RefSeq and is a predicted model, not a curated record. The transcript is spliced from 21 exons. The coding region runs from base 610 to 3228 and encodes 872 amino acids. Gene Ontology annotation, biological process: brassinosteroid mediated signaling pathway.